Molecule: messenger RNA, 3229 nt
Organism: Mus musculus (house mouse)
Lineage: Eukaryota; Metazoa; Chordata; Mammalia; Rodentia; Muridae
Gene: Ugt1a1
Product: UDP glucuronosyltransferase 1 family, polypeptide A1
Exons: 5
Coding region: 44-1651 (535 amino acids)
Biological process (GO): flavonoid metabolic process; estrogen metabolic process; flavone metabolic process
Cellular component (GO): endoplasmic reticulum; endoplasmic reticulum membrane
Molecular function (GO): UDP-glycosyltransferase activity; retinoic acid binding; enzyme inhibitor activity
Source: RefSeq, marked validated
AGCUUGAGUAGAUCUCUGGCAGCAUCAGAGAGAGAGAGAUACCAUGACUGUGGUGUGCUGGAGCUCGCGUUUGCUUCUGCUUCUUCCGUACCUUCUGUUGUGUGUGUUCGGUCCCUCUGCAUCCCACGCUGGGAGGCUGUUAGUGUUCCCUAUGGAUGGAAGCCACUGGCUGAGUAUGCUUGGAGUUAUUCAGCAGCUCCAGCAGAAGGGGCACGAAGUUGUGGUCAUAGCACCUGAAGCCUCAAUACACAUAAAAGAAGGAUCAUUUUACACUCUGAGGAAGUUCCCUGUGCCAUUCCAGAAGGAAAAUGUGACAGCUACUUUGGUGGAACUUGGACGGACUGCCUUUAAUCAAGAUUCUUUUCUGCUGCGCGUGGUCAAAAUAUAUAUGAAAGUCAAAAGGGAUUCCAGUAUGCUCCUAGCUGGCUGCUCCCACCUGCUGCACAAUGCCGAGUUUAUGGCCUCUCUGGAAGAAAGUCACUUUGAUGCUCUGCUGACAGACCCUUUCCUUCCCUGUGGCUCCAUUGUGGCCCAGUACCUGACUGUGCCCACUGUGUACUUCUUGAAUAAAUUGCCAUGCAGCCUGGAUUCAGAAGCUACCCAAUGCCCCGUCCCAUUGUCCUACGUGCCCAAGAGUUUGUCUUUCAACUCAGACCGCAUGAACUUCCUACAGCGAGUGAAGAACGUGCUCCUGGCCGUGUCAGAGAACUUUAUGUGCAGAGUGGUUUAUUCCCCCUAUGGGUCACUUGCCACUGAAAUCUUACAGAAAGAAGUGACUGUCCAGGAUCUUCUGAGCCCUGCAUCUAUCUGGCUGAUGAGAAGUGACUUUGUGAAAGAUUACCCCAGGCCCAUCAUGCCCAACAUGGUUUUUAUUGGUGGUAUAAAUUGCCUUCAGAAAAAGCCCCUAUCCCAGGAAUUUGAAGCCUAUGUCAACGCCUCUGGGGAGCAUGGCAUCGUUGUUUUCUCUUUGGGAUCCAUGGUCUCAGAGAUUCCGGAGAAGAAAGCCAUGGAAAUUGCUGAGGCUUUGGGCAGAAUUCCUCAGACGGUCCUGUGGCGCUACACCGGAACUAGACCAUCGAAUCUUGCAAAGAACACAAUUCUUGUCAAAUGGCUACCCCAAAAUGAUCUGCUUGGUCAUCCAAAGACUCGGGCAUUCAUCACACACUCUGGCUCCCAUGGUAUUUAUGAAGGAAUAUGCAAUGGAGUUCCGAUGGUGAUGAUGCCCCUAUUUGGCGAUCAGAUGGACAAUGCCAAGCGCAUGGAAACUCGGGGAGCUGGGGUGACCCUGAAUGUCCUUGAAAUGACUGCUGAUGAUUUGGAAAAUGCCCUUAAAACUGUCAUCAACAACAAGAGCUACAAGGAGAACAUCAUGCGCCUCUCCAGCCUUCACAAGGACCGUCCUAUAGAGCCUCUGGACCUGGCUGUGUUCUGGGUGGAAUACGUGAUGAGGCACAAGGGGGCACCACACCUGCGCCCGGCCGCCCAUGACCUCACCUGGUAUCAGUACCACUCCUUGGAUGUGAUUGGCUUCCUCCUGGCCAUUGUGUUGACAGUGGUCUUCAUUGUCUUUAAAUGUUGUGCCUAUGGCUGCCGGAAAUGCUUUGGGGGAAAGGGGCGAGUGAAGAAAUCACACAAAUCCAAGACCCAUUGAGAAGUGGGGGGAAGUGAAGGAGAAGUAUUAGUUCAUUAUCUGAUCAGUUGAAACUUGGAAACAAGUGUUAAAUCCAUAUUGUUUUUGUUAGGGAAAUAAUUCACCAUACAUUAUACAUUCAGCACAUUUAAAAAUAAUAAUAAUAACAAUCUAAUUGCUGGCCACACCCAUCAGGGAAGGUUCUAGUAUAUGUGAUGUGCUUUUCCAGUAUCUUCAGUCUAGACAACUCUUGCCAUCUGUUGGUAAUUUACAGAAAGUCUGGCACUCUGCUUUCAGUGACAGCCCCACAGUUUCCCCUGCUCCCGCCAGCUGACGGCUUUCUCCCCUGGAUUCUCAGACUGCCGUGGCCUUCUCCAGUGUUAGUCAUUCUUCAUUGUGUUCAUGCAUUAUGGGUGGCAAGACCUUUGGAGCUUUGGGAGAAGAGAUGAGGCUGUGACACUGAUGGCCCUGUGUUUGAGAUAAUAAUUGUUGCUUGUGCCGGAAUUUGAUGAAAACCAAAGUAUGUUCUAAGGCAAGUACAUCUUCUAUUGUGUUCCCAAACCAAGAACUUAUCAAUAAAUUCAUAUAAAUUGUAUCACUACUCUUCUUUUCAUUGGUGUUAUAUUUAUUUGUUGUCAAAGUAUAUCCUCUAAUUGUAAAAGCACUACAUGAUCAUGAUGCAGAACUUGAAAACUAGAACAGAUUCACACAGGUAUACAUACACACAAGAAAGGAACCAGCUGUAAUUACAGUGCUCAUGAAUAACCAUGGCUGCUGCCUAGUUUGAUUCUGAGUCUUCCAAAGGUGCAUUGGCUGAUGGCUUGCAGCCUUGCUGAUGCUCAGCCUGUGAUAUCACUGGGAAGUUGUGCAACCAUUAAGUGGCAGUCUAGUGUGAGAAAGCUAGGUCUCUGGAGGUGUUCCUUUGAAGGAGAUACAGGGAUAGAGGUACCUUCUCUUUCUUUGUUCCCAUACUAUCCUGAAACAAGAAGGUUCCCGGACAGUCUCUUUGAGUAUUCUCUUAUCUUACACAGGUCCCAAAGCAACAUAACCACAUGAUCAGGGAUGAAAAGUCUAUAGCUAGCCCAAAAUAAACCUUUGCUCAUGAGUUGCUACAUCUCAGGUAUUUGUUACAGUAACAUAAAGUUUAUUAACAUACCUAUUGUUUUGACAAAUACACAUAAAACAUUACAGACAUUCUGUAUUAGUCAGUUUUGCAUCAGCAUAAUGAAAUAACCAAAGCAAGUAAGUUAAAAGAGAGAAGGGCUGUUUAACUUAGAGGUUAUCUUGCUUUGGCUCAGUUCUGUGAGGGUAACAGAAGGUGGCAUAUCAAACAGGAGCAUGUACAUGAACAAACCAUGAAUUAUAUCUUGAGGCAGGAACAGGGAGCUAGAGUCUGGGCUGUCACAAUCCUCUUUGAGGAAGAUCUUUAAUGACCUAUGGGCAUUUUAAUAGGCCCUACCUGAAAAAAAAAGUUUUCCCUGCUUCUCAAUAGCACACACUGAAGACCAAGCUUUUAUCACAUGGCUCUUUGGGGGCAUUUCAGAUUCAAGCUAUAUAUUCUGACCAAAAGUUCCAAAAGUUCAUGUCCAUUUCGCAAUU